GGCUGUGCCGGGGCUCCGGCCGCACCGGCACCGGGCUCCCCGCGGCAGCAGCGGGGCUGGGCUGGGCUGGGCUGGGCUCGGCAGCUCCGGGCUGGGGAAGGGGCGGGAGCGGCGGCGGGGGCAGCCCCGCAGCCCCGGCGGGCAGACGGAGCCGGGAGCCGCUGCGGCAGCGCCGGAGCCCCGAGCGCGCAGCAUCCUCCCCAACUCAAGAUGACGUCGGCCACGCCACUGACCAAUAACACUCAGCUCUCAGUGAAUGUGACCACAAAAUCUCAAGAACAAAGUCUCUAUCAAAGUUCUGGAGCAAUAGUUGCUGCCAUUGUGGUGGGGGUGAUUAUUAUUUUCACAGUGGUGCUGCUCAUCCUGAAAACAUACAACAGGCGCAUGCGAGUGCGGCGGGAGCUGCAACCCAAAGCCUCCAAGCUGGCAGUGCCACCUCCUGUGGGGCACAGCAGCCACAGCCUGGCCCAGCAGCCCUCGGUGACCUUCAUCCCUGUGGACAUCCACCUGCAGAGCAGGUAACCAGGAACUCCUGCCAGAGAAGAGAUGGAAUUGUUAUCCCAUGGAGCUGGGACUCCUCAGCAGAGCUGCACUGGGAGCAGCAAGCAGUUGUUUUUCCUUCUGUAAACUGAUAUAAAUCCUGGUUUCUUGCUUUGGGAGGAAAAACCAGAGGUCUGGACACUUUUCCUGUAACUGAAAUGACAGGUGGAGGUGUAGGAAUCAUCAGGAUGGCAGCGAGGCCUCCUCUGGGUCUGGAUGAACCAGGAAGAGAAGAUGCCCAGGUUUUGGGGGGCUUUUGCUUCCUCAGAGACUCUGAACCCUCUCUGUUCUGCUGAUGAACUGGAGGAAAAGUCUGGACAUGCCCCAAGCUCAGUUUGGACCUGAGUUACAUUCAAGAGGUUUGUGGCUUUUUUUAUACCUGAUG
Molecule: messenger RNA, 925 nt
Organism: Pyrgilauda ruficollis (rufous-necked snowfinch)
Lineage: Eukaryota; Metazoa; Chordata; Aves; Passeriformes; Passeridae
Gene: NCMAP
Product: non-compact myelin associated protein
Exons: 4
Coding region: 211-522 (103 amino acids)
Biological process (GO): regulation of myelination; peripheral nervous system myelin formation
Cellular component (GO): paranode region of axon; plasma membrane; Schmidt-Lanterman incisure
Molecular function (GO): structural constituent of myelin sheath
Source: RefSeq, a predicted model, not a curated record